AUCACAUGGCAGAUGGAAAAUUCCACUCAGUCUCCAUGCUUGUUAAAUGGGAAGGGUCUCCAACUCCUGUUUGCAUUGCUGCGCCUCCUCCUCCGCCUGCGAGCAACUGUCUGCCACGCUCGAGUAAUAGUUAUUUCCAGAAGUAUCUCCGCCUUGUCGACAUCUUUGCCCCGAGAUUGUAAAAAAACGGAAUUUCUCUGCCUUGUAUCGUCCUGUGCACCGCUAUGCCAGGAGCUAUGGAUCACAUGGAGCUUAGAAAAGUCUGCACGGAGGCUGAUGAUGAGAGCAACGACAGCCUGGACGACCGCUACAUAGAGGCAGAGAAGGCCACCAUAAGCAGCCAGUUCACUGACGACAUUGAUGAUGGAGAAAGCCAGAAGUUCUUGACAAAUGGGAUGAUGAGGAAGAAGAAAUAUGAAGAUUAUCAUGACGAAUAUCAUCCAGGUCACACCUCCUUCGGGAUGUCUGUCUUCAACUUGAGUAAUGCCAUCAUGGGCAGCGGCAUCCUGGGCCUGUCUUACGCCAUGUCCAACACUGGCAUCGUUCUCUUUUCAAUCCUCCUCAUCGCCGUUGCCAUUCUCUCCCUGUAUUCUGUACACCUUCUCCUUGUGGCGUCAAAAGAAGGAGGAUCCCUCAUCUAUGAAAAGCUGGGGGAGAGAGCAUUCGGCUGGCCGGGGAAAAUGGCUGCUUUUGUGUCCAUCACCAUGCAAAACAUCGGAGCAAUAUCCAGCUACCUCUUUAUCGUGAAGUAUGAGCUGCCUGAGGUGAUCCGGGCCUUUUUGGGUUUACAAGAAAACUCCGGUGAAUGGUACAUGAACGGAAACUACCUGGUGGUGUUUGUGUCAAUUGGAAUCAUUCUGCCCCUGUCUCUCCUGAAGAAUCUUGGUUACCUGGGCUAUACCAGUGGCUUCUCCCUCACCUGCAUGGUCUUCUUCCUGGCUGUGAUUAUCUACAAAAAGACGCAGGUGCCCUGUCCUCUGCCUUUCCUGAGCCACCACUCGUCCAACCUCAGCAUGAACUCCUCGGACAUGUCGGGGAUGUACGCGCUAAACCAUUCCAUGGAGUUCUCCCGUGCUGAUGUUUCCCCGUCGGUGCCGGGCAGCCCCGACGCUCACCACUCCACCGGCGUCCACUUCGAGCCUCACCCCGAUGACGACGAGAAGUGCACGCCCAAAUAUUUCAUCUUCAACUCACAGACAGCGUACACUGUGCCAAUCCUGGCCUUCGCCUUCGUCUGCCACCCUGAAGUCCUGCCCAUCUACAGUGAGCUGAAAGAUCGCAGCAGGAAAAAGAUGCAGAACGUUUCCAACUUGUCCAUCUUGGCCAUGCUCGUCAUGUACAUGCUGUCGGCGCUGUUUGGCUACCUCACAUUUUACGGUAGCGUAGAAGCAGAGUUGCUCCACACCUUCACCAAGGUCUAUAAGUUCGACACGCUGCUGCUGCUGGUGCGUUUGGCCGUCCUCACCGCCGUCACCCUGACCGUGCCCAUCGUGCUUUUCCCCAUCCGCUCCUCCAUCACGACUUUGUUAUUCAGCGGUCGGGAGUUCAGCUGGACUCGCCACCUGCUCAUCGCCGUCGUGAUUCUGGCCUUCAACAACUUGCUGGUGAUCUUUGUCCCGACGAUCAGAGACAUCUUCGGCUUUAUUGGUUCUUCUGCGGCCACCAUGCUCAUCUUCAUCCUACCUGCUGCCUUUUACCUCCGCCUGGUAAAAUCAAUCCCGCUCCGCUCCCCACAGAAGAUCGGGGCGGCCGUCUUCCUGGUCGUGGGAAUCGUAUUCAUGAUUGGCAGCUUGUCGCUCAUCGUCCUCGACUGGAUUCACAACCCGCCAGGCUCCAGCGGUGGCCAUUAAGGUCCGCUCCUUCUCCCCCACUCCAACCCC
Molecule: messenger RNA, 1880 nt
Organism: Solea senegalensis (Senegalese sole)
Lineage: Eukaryota; Metazoa; Chordata; Actinopteri; Pleuronectiformes; Soleidae
Gene: slc38a4
Product: solute carrier family 38 member 4
Exons: 16
Coding region: 225-1850 (541 amino acids)
Biological process (GO): amino acid transmembrane transport
Molecular function (GO): amino acid transmembrane transporter activity
Source: RefSeq, a predicted model, not a curated record